AUGUCAAGACAGAUCGAUUAUGGAGAGCCCGCCCAUCAUCCGUAUCAAUACCCACCCGGUUUGCUGGAUAAUCUGCUACCUUCACCAGAGAAGAACGAGAGCCGGAGGGAUUUUCCAUUCGAGGUCACUUUUGAGAACAUUGAGCAUGCUGCGUGGACGGCAGAUCAAUUCGAGGAUCCAUCCCUGGUGUUCAAAGAAUAUCAACACCUCACAGCGAACGGCUUUGAGCGACUCGGGAAUGCUACUUUAAACCAGAAACGGCGGCUUGCUCAGCAGUGGCUAUUGUACGGCCUCCUCUCUUCAACGUUCGGUAUCAGAAAAAGGGAAGAGAUUCUAGACUGCAGCAACUCGCUCGGAGGAUGUGAUUUCCGGAGGAAACUCCAAAUUUGGCACAAUGACCUCCACGAGGUGGACGUUAUUGAAAACAGGCUCAGAUUCGCUGCGUUGCAGAUCAAUAAAUUGGAUUCGGAAAUGCCGACGGCUGAAAACACAUGCACUGAGGACCACACGUUGGGAGCGCUUUUACUGUGCGGGAAGUUGGUCAUGGAAUAUAUCGCUUCUAUUGUAACAGCUCACCGGAUCGCGCCCCCCAAACCAGGUCUACUCAGCCGCCGCCACGAACCUUGGUUCUCCAAGAGCCUCAAACUUGCACACAACGCCCACCACGCAUGGCCUAAUGGGGAUGACGAAAGGCAAUUGAGGCUUUUUCGCCCGCUUUUGCCAGGGAGCUCGGUACCAUGUAGUUUGUCGGGGAAACUUCUUCUCUCAUGGUUUAGGAGGAAUGGAUGGUGUCCUGUUGUCGUCAACCGAAUUCUGCAAAAUUACGACUACUCGACCGCGUAUUACCUUUGUCGCAUUCGAAUUCAACAAGCCGGAGUUGACCACGUAAGUUGUCAAUCUGCUCUGAGAUGCGAAGCAUAUGAUCUUGGGCCCAAGGAACAGACUUUAUAUGAGCCAGCACACGCACCAGAAUGUCCAGAUCAAACAGACUGCCCAGUUCCAGUCAAAUAUCAAGACUUCCACAAGAAGCUCUGUGACAUGGUUGCGGAUAGCAAAAUGCCGAUUUGCUACAUUGACCUCUCUACCGAGGAUGGCGAUCUCAACGUCGAUGUUGAACCAUACAUAGGCACACAAAAUUUCACCGCGAUCUCACAUGUCUGGAGUGACGGAAUGGGCAACCAAAGCAGAAACCAAAUAUGGAGAUGUCAACUGAAACGCAUCAAAGAGGAACUCCAAAAGCUAGAAGACGAGAAACGAAAUGCGUUGCAUCCUGUGGAGAGAAUUUGCUCCGUGCAGGUUGUCAAACAGAAGAGCGGGUUCCGGAGGCUUUAUUUCUGGCUCGACACCCUCUGUAUUCCAAGGAACCAUCCCAGCAACGGUAGUGAGAAGAACGGUCACCUGCGUGAAAAAGCGAUCAGGCAUAUCACCCCCAUAUUUCAAGCCGCUGACCAAGUCCUUGUCAUUGACCGUGGCAUCGAACAGUUAUCCAAAUUCACCGAAGAUGGGUUAUCAGUGCGUAUACUGUUUUCGAAAUGGGCACAACGCGUCUGGACGUUUCAAGAGGGGGCUUCAGCUAGAGACGUCCGUUUCAAGAUAAAUAAACAAAGCCCGGCGGCACUGCCAGAAAUGACGUCCACACAGAAAUCGGGGUGGUCUCCCAGACACGUUUUCGACCGGCAGUUGCAGCAAUCGACUGUGCGAGGUCAACUGGGGAUCCUCUCGGAGUUGAUAUCAUGGCUCGAUCGUAUACUCAUGGGGGAAAAGCUGCCGACUUCACCGAAGAGCGCGUUUUGGAUACCUCUCAAGACAAUCCAUGCAUCCUCGUUGGGAGACAUUCACAAGAUAGUGAAACGCGCGGGAAGUCAAAAGGCUGACAUGACCGAGUCCGAAGCUUCGAAAUCGGACAUUUUGAUCCAUGUUCACAAUAUUCUCAUCCGCAGGAGCGCCGCAUGCCGUGAGGAUCCUCUGCAUAUUGCGGCAAACAUGCUCGACUUCGAUACGAGUGGCUUUUCGAGAAGCAAGGUGGAAACACGGGGACUGCCUGCAAUUCUCAGGGGAUGCGGGAAACUUCCUCUGGCCUUGCUCUUUAACACGAAGUUGUCCAUCUACGGGGAUGUAAGCUUCGCUGAACUAAAUCCCGAACAUUCAUGGAUACCUUCACGAAUUGAAGGCGACGAGCUCUCUCCGGGGGCUACCAUGAAUUUAUUGGAGAACGGGUGGCUUUUCUUGAAUAUUGAUGGAGGACCAAGACUGCAGCUCUUGAGCGUUGAACAAGCAGUACCAUACGGGCGUUUUCAAUUCCCGUACCUGCAAAUUCUCGAAAUUCGCGAAAGCGAUGACGAGUUGAGGGAAGGAUAUAUUAUCGAACACCACUUGCCCCAUUAUCGGCUUGCUCCUAGGCGCCAGACGGAGGAUAGCGAAAUCCAUCAAGUCCAGGUGUCGCACGAUGAGCGACUCGAAUAUUAUACCCGCGCGAAAUGCAAAGUUGAGGAACAGAGGGGCACAUUAUAUCUGAUCGACAAAUCCACGGGAUCUGCUGAACUCGGCGGCUACGCUGGCCGUGGAGCACGACUGGCUGUGAUAGAGAAGUCGGAUGGCAGACAGUGCGUUCAAUUUGUCUGUCCUAUUACUGCGUGGACAGUAAGACAAUGGCAGGCUGCUCAUUCAACUUUACACUUAGCCAAUGACGACGGUAGCAUCGGCGGAUCUGCGAUUGAAGCUCGGGAUAUCGGGCACGAGAGGCCAAGGUUCUAUCUCCGAUGUGGUGGGCUCAAUGGCCCUAAACUUGACGCGCGGGGUGUAUCUACUCCGAUCUUUCGACGCCCAGGUGCCAUAGCCGUCAUGAUGGCCACUUACACGAUGACGAUGGUACUCGCAAUUUCAAUGGUCUGCAUAAUAGGAGCCUGCAUCCACGAUUGUGACGCAAUGGUUGUUUCCAUCGGCAUCGGCAGCAGCAUAGGCGGCUGGUUUGUUGGGAGCAUCAUCCUCUCUGUGGCUAUUCGGUCUGGCUACGAGCGGUACCAUCUCCGGCUGGUUGGAAAAUGGCUCGAAGGCUAUGGCGUUUCGUUGAAGCCUCAGGUUGAGAACCACGAGGCAUUUCAAUUCCUUGCUUGCCUCAAGCCAAAGCGCCUGCAUUUGUUGCAAUCACUAGAAGUCCGGAUAUACGACGACCAAACCACCGGUCACGCUACCGCAGAGUAUAGCUCUCCUGCUGUUGCAUUCAAGCCAAGGUUCUGGUCCAAUUCACGUCAAGGUCCAACUUCACGCAACGCAAUGCUUCUGGAAGCAAGAAAAACCCGAAUCGUGGUCGUAAACAACACCAAUGACCCCAAGAAGAGUAAACCCUGGUUAAUAGUCAUCAUCGUCCUCAGCAGCAUUAGCCUUUUCUGCGGCAUCCUCGCAAUGGUACUCCGCAUGAUGGCACGGAGGCGUGCACGGGGCGCCAAAGAUGAGGCGAAUAUCGAUGGGGAAGUUCCCUCUGAAGAAGACCCCGCCCGUACCGAUGCUUCUACAUUCGAUCCGCCGAGACAUAAAGAACACCCGUACUACAACAGCACCGGAUACGAGGCGACCCCAGAUCAGAACCAAACUCUGUUGGGCAACGACGAAAGGGCUCCGGUCACGCGUUGGGACAGUGACUCUGACGCCGUUGCAGGGCUUCAGCGACCCGAGAGCAUCGCUAGCUCCUACAAUGCACCGCCACCUCGUUACGAAUAG
Cladophialophora immunda is the source of this 3717-nucleotide messenger RNA. RefSeq lists its product as uncharacterized. NCBI's taxonomy places the organism in Eukaryota, Fungi, Ascomycota, Eurotiomycetes, Chaetothyriales, Herpotrichiellaceae. The record is from RefSeq and is a predicted model, not a curated record. The coding region runs from base 1 to 3717 and encodes 1238 amino acids. The transcript is spliced from 3 exons.